This is a messenger RNA of Apus apus (common swift), 1383 nucleotides long. It is a transcript of the gene HEPACAM2, whose product is annotated as HEPACAM family member 2. The coding region runs from base 1 to 1383 and encodes 460 amino acids. The record is from RefSeq and is a predicted model, not a curated record. NCBI's taxonomy places the organism in Eukaryota, Metazoa, Chordata, Aves, Apodiformes, Apodidae. The transcript is spliced from 9 exons.
AUGCUUUCAUGGAGCCCUUUAGCCAACUUAUUUUGGGACUUACAGUGCAAAAUAUAUUUUCUGCUUGUAGGUAUUUGUUCUGCCUUAAAGUUGACAGUUCCAUCUCAUACCAUCCAUGGUAUUGAGGGGCAACCACUCCAUCUUACUGUUGACUACAAUUUCAACGCUACAGCUUCUGAAAUCCAGAUAAUUUGGCUUUUUGAGAGGCCUCAAAGUAAUCCAAAAUACUUGCUUGGCUCUGUAAAUCAGACAGUAGUGCCAGACUUGGAAUAUCAGCACAAGUUUACUCUCAUACCACCAAAUGCAUCUUUGAUGAUCAAUCCAUUGCAUAUCAGCGAUGAAGGCAAUUAUAUUGUAAAAGUCAAUGUCCGUGGAACUGGGACAAUAGCUGCCAGUCAAAAGAUUCAAGUAGCUGUUGAUGUUCCUGUCACAAAACCAAUUGUACAUACUGAGCCAUCUUCAGGGGUAGUGGAGUAUGUAGGGAAUAUUACAUUAAAAUGUAUUGUGGAAAAAGGUACAAGGGUAGUUUACCAGUGGUUGAAAAAUGGGAAGCCUCUCCACGCUGGCCCCAAUUACACCUUUUCAUCAAACAAUGCAACGGUUCUAAUUGUUCCUGUUGUGAAAGAAGAUAUUGGGAACUACAGCUGCCUGGUAUAUAACCCUGUCAGUGCAAUGGAAAGCGAGAUAAUUGCACCAACCAUAUAUUAUGGACCUUAUGGACUUAGAGUUAAAUCAGAUAAAGGUUUGAAUGUAGGGGCAGUGUUUACAGUUGACAUAGGGGAAGUUAUACUGUUCAACUGCUCAGCAGAAUCAAAUCCACCAAAUACUUACUCGUGGAUUCAAAGGGCUGACAAUACCACCCAUGUAAUCAAAUAUGGGCCCCAUCUGGAAGUUGUAUCUGAUAAAGUGGCCCAGAAGACAAUAGAUUACAUGUGCCGAGCUUUCAACAACGUGACUGGAAAACGAGAUGAAACUCAUUUCACAGUCGUCAUUACUUCUGUAGGAUUGGAAAAGCUGGCCCAGAAAGGAAAAUCUUUGCCAUCUCUUGCAGUAAUAACAGGAAUUUCAUUAUUUUUGAUCCUAGCUAUGGCCUUUUUAUUCAUAUGGAAAAGAUAUCAGCCACAUAAAGUGAUACAAGAGAAGCUGCAAAGCAGGCCAGAGGCUGAUUACAGGAAGGCACAGACAUUUUCAGGACAUGAAAGUGCUUUGGAUGAUUUUGGUAUAUAUGAAUUUGUUGCUAUUCCUGAUCUUGCCAGUGGUUCUAGGGUUUCAAGUCAAUCUGUUCCUGCCUCUGACUUUGUCCCAAGCCAGGAUAUGCUUAGUACCAUUUAUGAAGUUAUUCAGCAUGUUCCUGAGCAGCUGCAACAAGACCAUCAACAGUAA